Molecule: messenger RNA, 3795 nt
Organism: Liolophura sinensis
Lineage: Eukaryota; Metazoa; Mollusca; Polyplacophora; Chitonida; Chitonidae
Exons: 7
Coding region: 176-2611 (811 amino acids)
Source: RefSeq, a predicted model, not a curated record
UAUUAAUAAUAUGCACUGUUGUAUCACCACAGUAAAUGUAGUAUCAAUUGUGUGUAUAAAAAAAAUCUUUUAUCUGCACAUGUAUUUUAUUUGCAGGUGUUGUAAACAUCAGUUCUGCUGUAGCGAGUGGAUCAGCCCGUUGUUUGGGUGAGCUGUAGGUAACACCAGCAUCAUCAUGGGUGUGAGCAUAGGUGGUGCAAAAAAGAAGUUUGCAGACAUUGUGGAUGAGCUUCAUACAGAGCCACCCAUGAUGUCACAGUUUGCUGUGUGGCUCGACCUGAAGCUGGCAGAGUAUAAACUGCAAGGCGAUAUGAGGCUAGAUUUCCACGAGUGUGUGUCUGCUCCCGAUUGGAUGAAGGGCAGCAAAUGCCAGUGCCUGGAGCGGGCUCAAUAUGGCCUGUCACACCUGAAUGGAAAGAAUCAGUGGAUUUACUCUGACACAGAAGGAAUCAUGGAGAAGGGGAAAUUAGGCAGGAAAUCAAGUUCAAUGGGCCCACAGGAUGAUGAGGAGAUGGAUAAAGAAGAUUUUGAUCCCAGCCAUUUAUCAAUGGAAGAGUUUGGAGACCUUGACGAUUCAGGAAAAACAGACCCUGACACAACCAUCGAUUCACAACAUCCUCUUGUACAGCUGAUUCGAAGAAAGUCUCGAAAAAAACCCAUUGGAUCUGGCAAAAGAGGGCGACCCAAGGGCGGCUCAAAAGAGGGUACUCUUACUGAAUCAGGAGUGAGAGUAAAGCGUGUCAAAGUAAAACGCAAGGAGCCAGACUCUUUCCCGGACAGUACGUUACCUGCCCCUCCAGAAAGCUUUCCUUCCCCUGUUGCUGUUCCUUCAACAUCACAGAGUGCUGUUACAUCUGAUCAGGUGAUGCUUCCUCCGCCUCACAAGUCAGAACCUGGGACAGAACCUGCUAAACAGGGCCCCUUGGCACCACAGGUCUCCACUACACCAGUGGUCACUUCUGCACCGCAUGCUGGCUCAGCACUGCAUAUGAGCCCAGCUCAUCCAACAUCGCACACGGUUACAGCACCACAGAUGGGAACAGGACAGCAUAUAGGCACAGUACCACAGAUGGGAACAGGACAUCAUAUGGGCACAGCACCACAGAUGAGCAAAGGACAGCAUAUGGGCACAGCACAGCAGGUGGGUACAGCACAGCAGGUGGGUGCAGCACAGCAUAUGGGCACAUCCCCACAGAUGGGAACAGGACAGCAUGUGGGCACAGCACUGCAGAUGGGAACAGGACAGCAGGUGGGUGCUGGACAGCAUAUGGGCACAGCACCUCAUCUGGGUACAGGACCUCGUCUGACCACAACACCUCAUAUGAGCAUGACACCAAAUAUGAACACAGCAACACUGGCAAUUACUGCACCCCCAAAUGAGUUCAAAGGACACUCACCUGAUGAUGAUGAUGACAUUCCAGAUCUGUCCGACGAAGAUUUUUUGGAUGACUUCAAUGAUGAUUUAGAUGACUGUUCAUUUGGCUCUAUGACACCACCAGACUCCCCUGAACAUAUGGAUGAGGGUCACCCAGAACCAGGUCAUCACCUAGGGCCAGGGAUUCCCACAAGUGCUCCAAACGUACGCCAUUCUUUCUCAAAAAGUCAAGAUAUGAUGUCAGAUUCUGCCGCUGCACAUUUCAGACCUGGGCUAAGCCAAGAAAAAGGCACCUUGCAGACUAAUCCUGUUUUCUUUAGGGCUGGUUAUUCUGCUCAACAAGAGCGUGUGCCAAGCCCGUCCCACUCCAAUGCCCCCACCCCAGGGCAGCAGCCCCACACAGCCUCACAUCCUGCUCCCUCACAUACUGCCACAUCACAUCAGAUGCCCGCCACCAUGCCUUCAUUCCAAGCAGGUCAUAACAUGGGCCAGUCUAGUCAAAGUUCUGGUAACCCAGGCCUGAGUUUACGGUUUGACCCAAACAGGACUAAUCUCACAGCGCCCCAGUCACUGUUGCGGGGUUCCAUUUCAGACUCUUCUAACGAAGCACAUAAAAUUGGCAUGGAUUAUGGUAGAGAUCCAUUUAAUGAAGACUUUUAUGAUGAUGACUUCGGUACAGCCACUGACGAAGAGGACAUAAUAGCUUUGGAAUCUGAUGAGGAGGCUGCUCAUUUGGCGAUGUUGGAGAGGGAUUUAGACAGCCCCUCAGCUUCCUUACCUGAGCAACACCCUGGGGCCAGGGUAACCCUGCCAGCCCAGCCAGUUUCAGAUCCAGAGAAUCCCACACACCAGGAAGGUGCUGCUAGAAAAAAGAGAAAGUAUACAAGAAAAGAUGAUGGAAUCAAAGUACCAAAGGAUGUGCGACUUGCAGUUCAUAAUGUUGUGAAGGACCUGAAAAGUCAAGACCAGUCACUUGAGUGGGACUACACAUCAGGAUUGAUGAAUGAAUGGAAUCGUGAAAUGAACUCAAAAAUUGUAGCCCUGGUUGAGAACAGGAUGGGGGAAGUGGACGUGGAUAUCUGUAUGAAAGCUAUUAACUGUUACUAUGUGUCACGUCGAGCUCAGUGGAGAAAACAACAAAACAACCCAGGGGAUGAUACGAAAAAGAAAUUGAAACAGCAAAAAGCAAGAAGUGAAGCAACAGCAGAGCCAAGUCCCAGUCAUGGCAGUCAGUGAGGACAUAGAGAGCCUGAGCUGACCAAACCAAAGGCUCACAUCAUGUGUAGUUUAUCUGUGUCAUUAUCCCUAAAUAAGUUGUACUGUACAUACAUACAUACAAACACUAACUGGCAUUCAAACAAAGAUGGUUUUCAGGAAAUAUCCAAGAAUGUCCAAAUUCCAUUCCUUUGUAAGGAAAGAAUUUUUUCCAUGCUGGAACAAGAGAACAAUAUUUAAAUUGAUAUGUAUUUCAAAUUGUAUUUCACUCCAUAUUUGCAUUGGCCUGAGAUGGAGAAAAAGUGUUGUUUAGAGGGUAACCAUGAUCUGCUGCGCAUGACUUAUAACAGUGUGAGGAGUGUGGUAAAGAUAAAUGUGGUAACUGAUUAACUAACUGGCUGUUCAACGUAUGUAAGUGCUAGCCGCUGACGUGCUAUUGAACUGCAAUUGCUCACACCAUGUUCGUUCAUGUUGCAAUCAUUGAUAUUCAGAAUUCGAUAAAAUUUAUCGGAGUCUACAUCGGAUAUGUGGAGCAGUUGAUUAUGUCUCUGUCCUAUCUGUGUUAAUAAGCACCAAGAUGUGUGGUGUCCUAUUAGGCUUUGAGGAGCAGGCUGUGAGCUUUUGUUUUGUACACAUCUCUUUCCUCAUGUUGUAAUGAGUUGGCUGGAUGCCUGACUGGUAGUAAUAAGUAUUGAUAACUGUUGUAACUUGUCAUUUGUAACAAAGGGACUUAAUCUGGACAAAGGGAAUGGAGUUUGAUUCUUGUUUGUGUAUAUUUAUUACUUUUUGGAAGUUAUUUACAGUUCAUUUUUUUUUUUGUGAUUCUGUGAUUCAUCAGUUAAAUGAUCUUCUCCUCUUAUCAUAGUUUGAUAGUAUGACAUUUUCUGGUGAUAAAACCAUCACAAAGACUACCCUUGGUAAUGCUUGGAUUUCCAUACCGUCAAUUGUUUGUGCUUGGCUGAUGUCAUACUAAGUGCGUUGCCAAGGGAACAGUGCUACAUUCAUCUAUUCAUUUUAUUUGUAUCGUUACGUUCACACAUCAGUCAUCAGGUCUGAUCUUUAUCUGGAAAUGUUUUCUUUUUGUGUCACUUUGCAAAAGUGAAUGAAGUGUGGUCUUCAUUUCAUUGGAAGUGACGAUAAAAGUAUUACUUCUAUGAUGAUAUUGCCGUGUGUAAAUACUGAUGAAUAAAAUAUACUUCAUGCAA